UUAUAGGCUUUAAAAUAAAGAAGAAUGUUGAUAAACGUACUGGAGGAAUGUAACACAUUUUUCUUAGGUAACAUAUGUUUAUAAACCAGUGAAGUUACAGUGCAUUAACCAACACAAAAUGGAGAUCUUCAGUGAUGGCGGAUCUGUGCAGUCUUUGGCUAACCAAACUGUUUUGACGUUGUAUCACAACCUGACGGCUGAAACGUCUUCGCAGUCGGGCAUGACGGAAGGAAUAUGUGUAGACAACAGUACGGAUGAAUAUCAACAUUUUUACCGCACAGCCCAGUAUAUAACGGGAAUGAUAAUUUAUCCGGUGUUGUGUAUCAUUGGGAUAACUGGAAAUGUAUUAGCCUUAGUGAUUCUCAGUCACAAGAACAUGGCGACGUCGACCAAUGUGUACCUCUCGGCCUUAGCAGUAUCGGAUACCAUUAAAUUAUUAAACGAUUUACUUUAUUUCAUAAUGUUAGUGAUUUCUACAGAUAAUCCUAGUGCGGGGCAACGAAUGAUGAUCAGUCUUUAUCCGUUCGCACAUUAUAUUUUCAACAUGUCUGUUUGCGUAACAGCAUGGUUAACGGUCUCCGUUGCAGUGGAGCGAUACAUCUCGGUGUGUUACCCGACCCAAGCAAAGCAACUAUGUACCAUUCCACGCGCCAGACUUGUGUGCAUUGCCGUUUUUGUGAUAAUGAUUUUAUUGUCCCUUCCCUCAGCAUUGCGAUAUAAACCGAUGGUGUCCUUUGAUUCUACGCAUAAUGUUUCAUGCCAUGUGAUUGGAUUAACCGAACUUGGUGCCAACAACGCCUUCAUGGUACCUUACCAGUGGAUUCAAAACUCUUUGCGAUCCAUAAUCCCACUGAUUGUUCUAAUAUACCUAAAUGUACGCAUUAUAAACGAACUCCGAAAGGAAAGAGUUAAGGGAAAGAAACUAUCUUCCAGAAACAAGAUUACUUUAAUGCUGAUUAUCAUUAUUGUGGUGUUCGUUGUGUGUAUAACCCCUGAUGCCAUAAUGUCCACUUUCUUUGGAUUUGGUUAUGUAGAUGAAAGCAAUUUAGUUAAAGGUAUAAGAGAGAUCACAGACUCUUUAUUGGCUGUUAAUUCAGCAUUUAAUUUUCUUCUGUACUGUUCUUUGAGUACGGCAUUUAGAAAUACCCUGUUAACCUUGUUCUGUGGAUGCAAGAACGAGUGGCAUAAUCGCAUUACGAAGCGUAGUAUUCGUAACGGAUCUCUGAUUCGAGGUGAAAAAAAUGGCCGUAAGAACUAUAACACAGGAGAAGAAACGCACGUGUGAACUUGUAAUAUGUUUGUGUAACAGAACGUUGCUUUAAUCAGGAAUAAAAACAUAAAUGGUUCUGUUCCAUGUAUGAAUGAAACGAUUAAACCCGAAAUACUUGUUGGUUAAAUAAAAAAUGUCCGUAGACAUAAAAUGAUAUUAAUUAGUUAGUUAGAAGUGGCGUUUUUCAUAAUUGUGCGUAAAAGCAUAGUGGACAAGUUUUAUUGUUUUGUGCAGGUUUGAAAAUAUCUAUAUAUUUUUGGGAAAGUUUGAAUAAGCAACCAUGGAAUAAAGGAACUAACCCACUCUGUUUCAUUUCCAAAUAGAGUAUCAGAUUGGGAAGUAUGAUGUGUUAUUUAGUAUAGAGAUCGGACAAGCUUUACACGAUUAAAAUUUUCAUUCUAAAUAUUAAGCGACAGUAUGCUUGAUGACUAAUGUUGGCUUCAAUUUUGGCUUACGGUGUCGACAGUAAAACAUAAAAUUAGUUCUAUCGCAGCACGAGCUGUAUUUAAUGACGUUAAAUUUUCAACGAACAGAAGUAUCACAAAACUAAUUUAAAAAAAAUAUUUUUGACCUUAAUUAAAAGAGCUCUAGCCAUUCAAGUAUUGCUAAUGGGAAUAUUCGACUGGUGGUUAUAGGCUAAACAUAAUUGGAGAUGUUUAAGUUUCAAAUAGCUUUCCUGCAUAUGAUACUUAACGGCAUCAACUUGUGCAAACAAACAUGGUGGACCGGAUUUAAUAUUGACGCAGUCCAAAGCGCACACAAAAACGAUUAUAUCCAUUUCAAUGUUUAUAAACAUCUAUUUUUUUUUCAUUUCUACUUUUAUAAGCCAUUACACGGUUGAGUCAUUCACCACCUCUACUCACAUUACAUACGUAACCAUAGAAAAGAGAAAAACAUUAUCAUAUGCUAGUACGUCGCAGCUGUAUUUACGUUUUAGCCAUGUAUGUUCGUACAUAUACCAGCCAUUAUAUGAAUUUUGGAACAAUUGACGUUUGAUUUUAAAAUGUUAGUUCGGCUUCUAAAAACCAAGAGCAUGUCAUUUCUCCAGUUCGCUAUAUGUGAUGGACGGUUCGUGCGCGAGGCAGUGAUUGUUGUUCUUUUGAUACGCCAGCAUUUUAUGUGGGAGUGUAUUGUCGUCACCCACGUCUGUUGGUCCGCGGUCCACCACAGUUGUUGUAAACUCUCUACGGAACAUGUUUUCGAGAUUUUCGUCUCUCAAACUUUCUGUGAUUUUAGGCUACUUUUGAGAUUCGAGAAUAACUGCUUUGUUCGCCAAAUCGUUCGAAAUUUAGAAACCCUUGUUCUGGUCCUCUCUACAACUAUCUGAAGCUCCGUAUUACAUUUGUUUCAGAAACUGAAACUUUCUGUUUUCUUAUGUAAUUAGUGUAGUGAUAAGCCCCAGAACUCUAUGCUAUUUGUCUGGAUAAUCAUAUCUGCAUACUUGCCGUAGUAAAGUCAUCGUCGCAGUUGUCAAGCAACGCAUACAUUUCCUGACAUUAAGUUUGGGACUGGAACUUUUUUUUAUUGAAAGUAAUAUUGUAGUAAUUUCGCAUAAUUAAAUUUUAUAUGUUUCUUGGAUUUUCUCACCAUUGUUGAUUAUUUUGAGUAGUGCAACUUCUAUUCGGCAUUUUUGCAUAAAUUUGAUGUUUUGAAACGCCAUCACGUACACUACAAGUAUGAAAAUGGUCAUUCCAUUUGUCUUUUAUGUAUAUAUAUUUUUAUUCUUAAUAUCAUACAAUAAUAAUAAGGCGUAGAUUACCUUUCAAGUUUGGAAAAUACGUGUAGCUUGUAUCAUAACUUCUGUAAUUUUUCUUGCAAUUUUGUUUAGUAACGGAAAACAGCAUAUCACAAAAUGUAAAGCCCAGCCCCCG
Messenger RNA from Patella vulgata (common limpet), 3141 nucleotides. Its product is annotated as probable G-protein coupled receptor B0563.6. Gene Ontology annotation, cellular component: membrane. Gene Ontology annotation, molecular function: G protein-coupled receptor activity. Gene Ontology annotation, biological process: G protein-coupled receptor signaling pathway. The transcript is spliced from 2 exons. The record is from RefSeq and is a predicted model, not a curated record. Lineage: Eukaryota; Metazoa; Mollusca; Gastropoda; Patellidae. The coding region runs from base 119 to 1285 and encodes 388 amino acids.